AUGUCCACCAGCAAGGUUCCCUACCCCUUCCAAUUCGAUACGCCGGCCAACCCCGCAGGGCCACAAGAUGGAACCAACAAAAACAUCGAAAUAAGCCUCGCAAACACUCGCGGACGUAUUCCCUCGCUGCAAGCCUCCCGCCUCAGAUCAAUGUACCUAGAGGCCCGCACCGAUCCAACCAAGAUCAUCGCACAGGCAUGCACAUACGAUGGACUCUCCUCGCGUCUGGUCGAAGAAGCCGGAUUCCCUAUGAUCUUCCUAUCAGGAUACGCAGUCGCCAGCACACAUGGGCUCCCAGAUACGGGGUAUAUCGCCAUGGCAGAGAUGUGCGACAAAAUCCAAGAAAGCUUCCGACAGGUUUCCGUGCCGAUCAUGGCAGACGGGGAUACAGGGUAUGGAAGCCCGAUGAACGUCAAGCGAACAGUUGAGUGCUUCGCAGCUGCCGGCGCAGCGGGCGUGAUGAUCGAGGACCAGCAGUGGCCAAAACGAUGCGGACACACAAAAGGAAAGAGCGUCGUUUCUCGCGAAGAAGCAUACGCCCGCAUGCAAGCUGCCUGUGACGCUCGGAAUGAAGGUCGGGACAUCUUCAUUCUUGCCCGCACCGAUGCCCUGAUGCAUGGAUGGGACGAGGCAAUGGCUCGCGCACAGGAGUUCAAGCGUAUAGGCGCGGAUGCGAUUUUUAUUGAAGCCCUUCCUGAUAGGGCUGCGAUGAGGCGUGUUGUGGAGGAAUUGGAUAUUCCCGUUCUUGCGAAUAUCAUUGAAGGAGGGAAGACGGAGAAUUUAUCCGCUAAGGACCUUGCAGAGCUUGGCUUUAGUGCCGUGGCUUACCCUUGGACGUUGGUCGCCGCACAUCUCAAGGGUAUUCGAGAUGCUUUGGAUAAUUUGAAAAAGAGUAUGACUACUGGUGCACCGCCGAUGAUUUUGUCUUAUGAUGAGGUUUGUGAAGGAGUUGGGUUCAACAAGUACUGGGAGCGAGAAGGAAAAUAUCAAUUUAACUGA
Molecule: messenger RNA, 999 nt
Organism: Penicillium longicatenatum
Lineage: Eukaryota; Fungi; Ascomycota; Eurotiomycetes; Eurotiales; Aspergillaceae
Product: isocitrate lyase/PEP mutase family protein
Exons: 3
Coding region: 1-999 (332 amino acids)
Molecular function (GO): catalytic activity
Source: RefSeq, a predicted model, not a curated record